AACAUUGCCGACCUUGCUGUGCAGUUGAAGAGUUGAAGUACUAAAUUUAGCACGUUGGAUUUUCCGAAUUAUUAUUAAUUAUUAUUUUUAUUUUGUGAAAAAAAGUGAGUUAAGUUAAGAGGGUGAUUCUAGUAAAUGGGGCAGUUCCAAGCAGUUAUAGUCCUCGAAGAUUAAGCAAAAUAUUUUGCCUCAAGUAUGUGACUAUUCAACAUCUGUGAUUUUCUAGAAAGUUUUCAAUUUUAAAGGAAAAUAAAUAUUGCGGAGUCACAGUACUUGAGUUUAGAGUGUGUGUAGGGGUCACUAUAUUUGAUUUUGCAGAAGAGAAGAGAAGAGAAGAGAGAGAGAACCAUAAAUGGUGUCUUUGCUACUCUCUGGAUUCUGAGCCUUUUCAAAAGCAUUUCUCUGUUUGAUUUUUGGAUUAGGAUGACACAGCUCUCUGAAUGUACGUGAAGGUCCUUGUGUUGUAGUGAGAGAAAAAGGUUGGUGAAAUGAGCAAAAGUUGAAAAAGUUCCAUUCUUGAAAUAUUGCACCACUGUUUAUCUCCUGUUCUUUGAUGGUAAGAAGAUAAGAGUUAUGGAUUCUCCCUACACAAGAAUAGUCUUUGAGAAAAUUCAGAAAUUUGAGCCAGAGCAUGCUAGAAAAAUAAUUGGCUAUCUCUUCUUUCAAGGUCAUGGAGAACAAGAAAUGGCUAAAUUGGCUUCAUGCCCCGACUAUUUUAUCUGUGAAGUGGUAGUUCAGGCCAAAAAGGAACUCCAAAGGUUGGCUGCUAAACCAGAUAUGCUCCCGAUUUCUCGUACUGUCAACCCUCAACAAGGUUUAAGUGAUUUAUCAGUAAUCUCCCCUAGAACUCCUACUUCACCAAACUUUCAGAUGCCUCCUCCCUAUUGGGAUCCACAAUCUGCUGCAAACAUCAAUCCAGACUUUAUGGGAAUGAAUUACUUGGAUUCUAUUGUAGAACUUCAGAAGCAGACACAGAUGCUCACUUUGGAGAAUCAAAUAGAUGCUGUAAAAACUGGGACUGGAGGAAUCGCCAACGAUCACUAUGGCUUAGACGCUUCUGCUGCCAAUUUGGGUGGGAGAAGGUUUUCUGAAUUUCCAAUGAAGAUGUGUCACUAUUUCAACAAAGGAUUCUGUAAGCAUGGAACUAGCUGCAGAUUCUAUCAUGGGCAAGUUGUCCCUGAGAAUUUCUCUCAGAUGCAUGCAAAUGAUGCUAUUGGUGAGGAUCAGGUGAUUUCCCCAGGGUCACUGGCUCAGUUAGAGUCUGAAAUUAUUGAGCUCCUAAGAGCAAAAGGCGGUCCAAUGUCAAUUGCUUCCCUGCCAAUGGCAUACUACGAUAAAUAUAAAAAGGUACUGCAAGCAGAUGGUUAUUUAACUGAGAGUCAGAGGCAUGGUAAGUCUGGCUAUAGUUUGACAAAGCUUCUUGCACGACUGAAAAAUAGUAUUCAGCUAAUAGGCAGACCUCAUGGGCAGCAUUCAGUGGUUCUGGCAGAAGAUUCUCCCACACAAAUGCAAAAGGGAGAUUUUGCUCGAAAUAUCAGUGCUUCAUACCAAAUAUAUCUGACGUUCCCAGCUGACAGCACUUUCACAGAGGAUGAUGUCUCAAACUACUUCAACACUUUUGGACCUGUUGCAGAUGUCAGAAUUCCAAACCAGCAGAGAAGGAUGUUUGGAUUUGUGACAUUUGUUCAUUCAGAAACUGUCAAAAGUGUUUUGGAUAAGGGGAAUCCCCAUUGUGUUCGGGGUUCUCGGGUGCUUGUGAAACCUUACCGGGAGAAGGCAAAGGUUAAUGAAAGGAAGUACACAGAUAGAAUUGAGCACCCUAUUUGUUAUUCACCACACUAUGUAGAUAUGGACGCUGAACUUAACUCAAUUCCAAGAAGUUUUGGGAGCCAUGGAUCCAUUAGGAGACACCUACAACUAAUUGAACAGGAAGAGCAGGAGCAAGCUCUUGAACGUCAGAGAAGUCUUGCACAGCUGCAUUUUGCCCAAAAAUCUUUCUUCAGUUCACCUCAUUUUGGCUUCUCCAUGGAUGAGUCAAGGAUUUCAGAUGAUCACUUCAAUUUCCAGCCAGCAGAAGAAUCUUUCAGUUUUCCACUGCAUGUCAAAUCCAGGCAUACAGACUCCAAUUACUCUGAUGAGGACAGCAAUGAAGGACUCAAUCUCCCGGACAGUCCAUUUGCAUUUCCACUAGAUAGAUAGUGGGAUGUAAACAUUCAUAGUUUCAGACACAUACAAGAAAUAUAGAGUUCAAACAGAUCCAGGCCAAUGGUAGCAGCUUUCUUUUGAUACAUAAUACAGUUCUUCUAUUGAACUAUUUCUCAAUUAGUACAGCAAUUUAGUCAAAAUUCCAGCAAGUACAUACACGCUGAAGAAGAGACAUGGGAAGAAUUUCCUCUUAACAAUUGGGAUUGGUGGCAUUAACAGAAGUUUAAUGAUACAUGUAAGAAGGUUAUAGUUUUUAAUUACAGACAGGUGGCAAAAGGUUUGAAUUUUAGAUCGUAUAGUUGGGUUUUAUUCAUGAAGUCAUCGGUGGAUGAAAAGAACUAAGCGUAUUAUUGUACACAGUUUUAAUUAGAUUGAAGGACCUCUUAGAAUCCGUGUCUACUCACUGUGAACCGCUUUAAUAAUGGUUUUAUAGCAAGUCCACUUUAUAUGUAUUUUGUAUUCUUUAAUGCCCAAUUCUCUGUCAUUGUAUAAAAAACUAACGUAUCCCAGUAAGCGAAGGUACAAGAAAGGGUCAUUGUACUCAGUCUUACCCUUGCAUAUGCAAAGCGGAACCAACAAGGUUGUGUCAAAGUCUGUCACUAUCCUUGAAAAGUUGUGUGAAGCUCUUUGGAGUAAGUAAUCAAAAUGUUUUCGUUGGAAACGCCUUAAUGCUAUCCUCAAAGGCAAAA
Glycine soja is the source of this 2894-nucleotide messenger RNA. Its product is annotated as zinc finger CCCH domain-containing protein 18-like. Lineage: Eukaryota; Viridiplantae; Streptophyta; Magnoliopsida; Fabales; Fabaceae. The transcript is spliced from 8 exons. The record is from RefSeq and is a predicted model, not a curated record. Bases 574 to 2199 code for a protein of 541 amino acids. Gene Ontology annotation, molecular function: metal ion binding; RNA binding.